Molecule: messenger RNA, 962 nt
Organism: Vavraia culicis subsp. floridensis
Lineage: Eukaryota; Fungi; Microsporidia; Pleistophoridae
Exons: 1
Coding region: 1-945 (314 amino acids)
Biological process (GO): glycerophospholipid catabolic process
Molecular function (GO): phosphoric diester hydrolase activity
Source: RefSeq, a predicted model, not a curated record
AUGACGCUUUCAUUGUCUCAUGCUACGUCAAAAUUUUUUAUAUUUUAUCUCCUUUUUUUAAAUUUGUCCAUUGCGUCGAUGCUUGCAGUUGACUAUGAAAAUGCACUUGUAAUAGGACAUCGUGGUUGUGGCUCAAAUAGCGCUACAAGCAUCCAUAACUGCUUUGAAAACACGAUAGAAUCGUUUUCAACGGCGCACAGCAUCGGUGCUGAUGCGAUAGAAUUCGACGUGCAUAUCACGAGAGACUACGUGCCCGUAAUCUUCCACAACUUCUGCAUUCCAAUCGAAGGAAAGAACGUGUUCAUACAGGAUUUGACAUACGCAGAGUUUCUGCGCGCUGGGAAGGAAUUUGUGGGUCGAGAGCGACCGCACUUGGACAUUAGCGAUCAUAGAAAUGUGCCUGGAACAUUAGAAGAACUUUUUGAACAUCUGAAUGGCAACCUCAUGUUCAACCUGGAGUUGAAGUAUCCAUUAGAAAACGAAAUGAAGGAGCACAAUAUAUCCAAGACCAUACCACGCGAAAUAUUUAUACAGCACGUGAUGCAAGUGGUGUACAAAUACAGGAGCAGGAAGGUCUUCUUUUCCUCAUUUGAUAUCAAUCUGCUUAUCACACUUAAGCAUUAUGACACCUCUGCUCAUAUUUUCUUCCUCAAGGACUUCGUUUACAAUGGUAAUCUAAGUGACUUCGUACCACUAUUUAACCAAGAGCUGAGAAUGUGUAUGCUAAACGGUAUAGACGGCAUUGUGUUCGGUUUGAGCACCCUGAAUGGUGAUCUGGGUAUGCUGUUCAAUUUCAUACGGAGCCUUAACCUGCGAAUCAUGCUGUACGGUAAGAGGUUGAGAGACAUAAAUUUGGUAAGACAAUUGAAUGAUUUGCAUGUCGUAGAUGGAUUUAUUGUUGAUGAUGUGCCAAGCGUAGCAGAAAUCUUCAAAAGAAUUUAUUAAAAUGUUUUGGUGGUGAA